Condylura cristata (star-nosed mole) is the source of this 1395-nucleotide messenger RNA. Its product is annotated as phosphatidylinositol 3,4,5-trisphosphate 3-phosphatase TPTE2. NCBI's taxonomy places the organism in Eukaryota, Metazoa, Chordata, Mammalia, Eulipotyphla, Talpidae. The transcript has 16 exons. Gene Ontology annotation, cellular component: membrane; cytosol. Gene Ontology annotation, biological process: protein dephosphorylation; monoatomic ion transport; transmembrane transport. Gene Ontology annotation, molecular function: protein tyrosine phosphatase activity; monoatomic ion channel activity; phosphatidylinositol-3,4,5-trisphosphate 3-phosphatase activity. Bases 70 to 1395 code for a protein of 441 amino acids. The record is from RefSeq and is a predicted model, not a curated record.
AUUCAAAAAAUUAUUCGCUCAAUUGUAACAUCCUUCCCAUUCAGAAUAUUUGGAAUUUUGCUGAUCUUUAUGGAUAUGUCCCUCAUCGUUACAGACCUUGUCGUUGAUAACUCAAUAUUCAGUCAUUUGGAAUAUCGUUUAAUUUCUUUAGCUAUUGCUUUAUUUUUCCUCAUGGAUGUUGUUCUUCGAGUAUUUGUAGAAGGGAUGAAACCUUAUUUUUCUGAUAUACUUAACUCCUUAGAUGCUGUCAUUGUUGUGGUGACUCUAUUGGUUAAUGUUGUUUAUAUGUUCUAUGACUAUAGGUUUCUUACUGGUAUCUCCAGAAUCACAAUUUUAUUUCGGCCUCUACGGUUUAUUAUUCUGAUAAGAAUUCUUCAUCUGGCUAAUCAAAAAAGACAACUUGAAAAGGUGGCCAGAAGGAUGGUUUCAGGAAAUAAACGACGAUACAAAAAGGGUGGAUUUGACCUAGACCUGACUUAUGUUACUGAGCGUAUUAUUGCCAUGUCAUUCCCAUCUUCUGGAAGGCAGUCUUUCUAUAGAAAUCCCAUAAAGGAAGUUGCCCGAUUCUUGGAUACCAAGCAUCAAAACCACUAUCGAGUCUACAAUCUAUGCAGUGAAAGAGCAUAUGAUCCUAAGUAUUUCCAUUAUAAUGUUCAUCGAAUCUUGAUUGAUGAUCAUAAUGUUCCCUCUCUAAGUGUGAUGUUGGAAUUCUCCAAGGAAGUAGAUGAGUGGCUGGCUGAAGAUAAGGAAAACAUCGUAGUAAUUCACUGUAAAGGGGGGAAAGGAAGGACUGGAACUAUGGUUUGUGUCUGCCUUAUCACCAGUGGAAUAUUUGUCACUGCAGAGGACAGCCUUUAUUAUUUUGGAGAACGACGAACAGAUAAAACCAGCAGUACUAAAUUUCAGGGAGUAGAAACUCCUUCUCAGAAUAGAUAUGUUGGAUAUUUUGCAGAUGUGAAAAAUAUCUACAAUAUGACUCUCCCUCCAAAAAAAAUACUCAAGAUAAAAAAAUUCUGUCUUUAUGCAGUUCAUGGUGUUGGAAAAGGCAAUGGAAGUGAUCUAAAAGUACAAAUAAUAAUGCAGCAAAAGAUUAUCUUUCUCUGUUCCGCUUUCAAAAACUGUAGGAUAUUUCAUGACAAUAAAAAAGACAGAGCAAUAAUUAAACUACUCAGCUGCCCUCCUCUGUAUGAUGAUGUGAAGGUGCAGUUUCUCUGUAAUAAUCUUCCUAAAUACUAUGACAACUGCCCAUUUUUCUUCUGGUUCCAUACAUCUUUUAUACAAGAUAACAGGCUUUAUCUUUCAAGAAAUGAAGUGGAUAAUCUCCAUAAACCAAAAGCAUGGAAAAUUUACCCGCCAGAAUUUGCAAUUGAGAUAUACUUUGACGACGUUUUGUGA